UAUAAGAAAAGAUAAUGUUCAUCAAUACCUCGCAAAAAUAUGUCGAAAAUGGCGAGCAAGCUUUCGAAGAGGCAGUGAAUCACAGUGGAGAUCAUGGACAAGAAAGCUAUGAGGAGCUUAUCAAAUUUAUUGAUGAAUUUAUUUCUUCCGAAGAAUAUUCUGAGUACAUCAGGAAUAAAAAAAAUAUAAUCAAGAGAUGCAUGUGGGUACAAUAUGAUGAAAAUGAUUUGAAAGAGUUUCCACAGAUAGUUGAAGAUAAAUACCCACAAACGACCGAAUCUAAAAAACUAUUUGCAUUUGCGAAGCAAUUUGAAAAAUAUGUAAAAAGAAAAGAAAAUUUAGAAAUACUCAGGAGACAAAAACACGGCAUCCAAAUCAUAAAGGAUAAAAUCUCCAAACUGAAAGUAUUCCUGAACUGCACGAGAAAAACUAAACAAGCACGAUAUGAAAAAAAUUGUCAGAAAUAUUUGGAAACAUUCUGUGACACUUUCAAUAUAAACUACAACAGUUUAAAAAUAAAAGAUAGACGCAAAGUGGAAGAACGAAUAAUUUGUUAUCAAAAAAUAAUACAUAGCCGAACCAUGAAAAGGAAAAUGAACAUUACAUCAAUUGUGAGAAAACUUACAGAAGAAUAUGGCAGAAAACCCAAGAAAAGUAUAUGGAAUAUUCCACGUCAGACUGAUUUCUACCAAGCUGAAAGACGACAGAUGAGUUCAGGGGAAAUGCAUCAUGUCAGCAUUGUCGCAGAUAUAUUCAACGAAACUGACAAUGAAACAGUGGAAAGGGGUGACGAAGAGAGCCAAAAAGAUAUAAAGAAAAAUAAACAAGAGUAUAAGGUAACCAAAGUGAAGAACAAAAAGGAAAAUGAAAUCAAUUCUGCGAAAAGAAGUAAAAAGGGGAAGAAGUCUUCAAAAAAAGAGCAAUCAGAGCUGGUGUUACCUGUGGUGCCAUUGUGCAAUAGAAGAAAUAAAAUCGAUUUGGAAUCGAAAGAACGAAUUUCGCAGUUACUAGAAGAAUUUCGAAAGUUUGAUAAUAUUAUGGAAGACAAGCAUAUGCUAUCACAAGAAGUUUCUUCUGCCGAUAUAAUGAUUGAUAAUAACUUUUUAUGUAAACCAGGUACCAUAAUAUUUGAAAGCUGUGAAUAUCGAAAAAAAUAUAAGAAAAAAUGCAUUAUUCUCAACAAAAGCAAGCAGCCACGAAAAUUCAGAUUAUUAAAAAUUUCAUCACAAAAUGAAUACGACACGCUUUUAUUCGAAAUCCAACCCCUGUUAGGAAUCCAGAAAGUAUCAAGUGGAUGUUCAGUGACAUUAUAUGUAACUUUCAUUCCUAGAGAGCCAUUUACACAGCUUGAAGCGAAACUUGAAUUUCUUUCCUACGACGUAGAAGAUCAACAGUACCAACAAUUCUUCGUGCAUAUUCGAUGUCUGCCACCACAUGCAAAUUUGAAGAUUAGUCAGAGUGACAUCUCUUUCGGCAAAAUGUUCAUUUGGCAAGCGAGGCUUUCAAUGAAGUCCAUCAGGCUUAAGAAUGAAGGCAAAAAGGCAUGUAAAGCGGUCAUCAAGAAAAUAUUCGAUCCAUUGGAAUUGACAGAUCUACUAAACAACGAAAAUGAGUACCAAAAUUUAUUUGAAGACAUUACAAAAAAUAUCGUAGAGGACUUAUUUGAGAAUGUAUUUAAUACUUUUUCGUUCGGGAGCUGCUUCAUUGAAGUGGAUGGUUCUGAAAAUUUCAAACUAGAAAUCAAAAUGAAAAAUGUUGAUCACGUAGGUGAUUUUUUAGAAAAAUAUAUGUUGGACGUUUAUGAGGACGGAAGUUUUGUUGGCAGUCAGGAACUUCUGGUAUCUGCGGAAAUACGCGGACACUUUAUAGAAUUGUCACCAGAAGUGUUAGAUUUUGGAGUUUGCAUUUUCAACUCCAUUUAUCAACUGGGUCUUGAUAUUUACAAUAGCUCAUCAUGUACACAGACUAUCGCUGUGAAAUUUCCGUCAUCCGUUGUGGAUUAUAUAAAAUCUGAUGUUACAAAUUUGUAUGUUCCUCCCCAAACGAAGAGAACUGUUUGGAUCAAAUUUCUUCCAAGGAAACAUAUUACUACUGAAAGAAUUCAUUACUUUGAUGGAUCCACGGGAAUUUUGGAAAUGCCUGUCCAUAUAUGUAUACUAAGCAGAAACUAUUCUGCUAUACCUCCAAUCAAAGCUACAAUAUUUGCCGUAUUAUCUGAUCAAAAUAACACAAAUAUCAUACCAACUGAAGAAGCAAAUUGUGAUUAUUUUCCUGAUGGAGCAGUAUUGGAUUUGGGAGAAUGCAGUAUAUACGAAAUCGUGUACACAGAUAUCAUAAUUGAAAAUGAAACUUCGUCUCCUCAAAUUUAUGGAUUCAUCGAUUUGCCACAAUGUAUAACAAUUUCACCAAACUUUGGAUUUGGUGAAUUAGACCCGGGAGAGAAAAAAACACUGAAAAUAUACUUUCAUCCAAAUAUUGAAGAUAUUAAAGAUUGCUACAUCGAAGGAAAACUGAAAGAUCAUCGAAAAGUUUUAAAAUUAACUUUAGAAACUCUUAGCAACGUAGGGCAGAUAAAGCAGUCCCUUAACGGAAAAAAGCUGAGGAAGUCAAUCGAUCUAAUGAUACAAGAGAUGAGAAAUUCUCUAAGAAAUAAUAAUUUACUUCAAGAUAUAAAAAUUUGCAUGAAGUCUGUGAAAUCUGUGUAUUUUUCUCAAAAGAAAACAUAUGAUGGACAAAUUCAUGUGUUGCGUGAUUAUAAAGGAGAAGGUUGUAAUGAAUUUGUAAGAUCUCCACCAAAAAAUGUUUCACCAGAAGAAACUAUAACUAAACGUCAGGUAACAGUACACGCAAAAAUUAUACGACCUCUUCUAGAAAUCUCCUCCCAACACGUAGAGUUUCCAGACACACCUUGUGGUUCAUACUCAACUGCCGAGAUAGAACUUAGAGCUUUGGAAAAUGAGAUAAUAUUAGAAUGCGAUUUCUUGAAGAAUAAUUCGAAAUUGUUGUUGCCAAACUAUGAAGCAUGGUUUAAAAUCACCGGAGAUAACGAACAAAUAAGGAUCGAACCCAGUUGUGGCAUUUUAAAAAAAGGAGAGGCCAAAAAAAUUAUUUUGAUUGCCAAACCUUCCACUUUAGAUCAUGUAAUAAAAGAUACUGCGAAGGCAAUAAAAUAUUCUGAAAUAUACGAAAUGAAGAAACGAGAAAUUGAACUCGCCAGGAGUCGCUCACAGUUAAAGAAAAAGUCAAGUAAAGCAUUACAAAAUGUCAAAGGCAGCAAGAAAUCUGUCAAGCAGAGAAAAGAUAAGAAAAAUGACAAGAAAAAAGGAUUGGGGAAACAAAACACGGGAAUCGACCUAAAAAGCACAGAACGAACUGUUCUUCCUGAAAUUACGAUAACUGAUGAAGAACUGGAAAUCAGUUAUCUCGAUUAUUAUCCUGCGGAAAUGUUUUACUGGAGAAGCCUCGAACCGUACACACUGAAGUCGAAAUUGGUAUGUAAUAUCAAUUACGACAGUCCAAACAUGAUACGGAAGCAGGAAACCAUUUACUUGGAUGUAUUCUGUAAAGUAAUCAGACCCGAUUUCAUAACCAAUUUGAAACAACAAAGGAUCAAUUUUGGCACUACUGCUGUGGGAAUGGUCUCCACUGAAUAUAUCAUACUACAGAAUAUUAAAUAUAGUGCCAUCAAACCAAAAAUAAGUCUUCUUAAUCCCGUUGGGCCAUUCAGAGUACCCCAUUUAAGGAACUGGGAUCUACCUCCUGAGAAUUAUUUGAAGCUACCCAUCAAGUUUGAGCCCAGGAUUGACGAAAAGGUCGAAGAAUAUUUUGAAAUUUCUUCAGGUGAAACUAUAUUGCCGUUAAUUCUUGAGGGGACCGGCAUAUUACCUGAUUUAGAAUUCAAACCAAAUGUUCUGGUUUACAGACUGGACACGAAAAGUAAUAAGGUAGCAGAAUGUGAUUUGGAAAUUUUGAAUAAAUGCUGUGCUGUUGUAACAAUACACUUUGAAAAAGUAUUGGAACUUGAGGGUACCAUGAUUACAGAGUCAAUUGGAAGAGAUGAUAAAUCUUCAACCCUUACUCAAAAAUCUAAUACUAAACAGAAAUCGAAAACACCUGAAAAGACCAAGAUACCAGAUGAAAGGACAAAAAAAUCACUUCCACUUCCGAAAUGUUUUGACAAAUUGACUAUCAUGGAAGAAACCUCGAUUAAAGACCGUUUCAAAACUAGAAAAGGAGAAUCGUUCUUUGAUAUUUUGAAUAUUGAAAACAAUCAAGUACAACUACCAGGAAAUUCCGAAAAAGUCGUAAAAUUUUGUUUCGGUACUCCCGAAGCAUUACUGAAGAGAAAAAAGGAAUUAACGGAAAGGGACAACAAGAAAAAGAAGGAAAAAUUUACGGAGAAAAGUGGUUCUGGAAAAUCAAAAGAUGGUAAAAAGGUUGCAGAUAUCAUGUAUUACUUGGCGAAAUACAACAUUAAACUAGGGAACAGUUUCGUAAGAGAUGUAAUUCUGAUCUGUUAUUUCAAAUAAAUAUAAAAUUUCUAA
This is a messenger RNA of Leptinotarsa decemlineata (Colorado potato beetle), 4544 nucleotides long. RefSeq lists its product as uncharacterized. NCBI's taxonomy places the organism in Eukaryota, Metazoa, Arthropoda, Insecta, Coleoptera, Chrysomelidae. The record is from RefSeq and is a predicted model, not a curated record.